Messenger RNA from Vicia villosa (hairy vetch), 1341 nucleotides. RefSeq names its product cationic peroxidase 1-like. Gene Ontology annotation, molecular function: peroxidase activity; heme binding. The transcript is spliced from 4 exons. Gene Ontology annotation, biological process: response to oxidative stress; hydrogen peroxide catabolic process. The coding region runs from base 73 to 1029 and encodes 318 amino acids. Lineage: Eukaryota; Viridiplantae; Streptophyta; Magnoliopsida; Fabales; Fabaceae. The record is from RefSeq and is a predicted model, not a curated record.
CACAAGUGCAAAUAAAACUUGAUUUAAUUUCUUACUAGUGGUGACUCCUGUUCUCUUUAACUUGAAAAUACAAUGGUUUUCCAAUCACAUAAUAACACAUUUUGUAUCUUUAUUUUGUUUUGCUUUUUGGCCAUUACCUCUGCUCAACUAUCUCCAAAUUUCUAUGCAACAACAUGUCCCAAAGCUCUCUCUAUCAUAAACUCUGCAGUGUGUAGCGCUGUUUCGGAAGAGCAUCGCAUGGGCGCUUCGUUGCUCCGUCUUCAUUUCCAUGAUUGCUUUGUCAAUGGAUGUGAUGCAUCAGUCCUGUUGGAUGACACUUCGAGCUUCACCGGAGAGAAGUCGGCGGGUGCAAAUGUGAAUUCGCUGAGAGGUUUUGAUGUGAUUGAUAACAUUAAAACACAGUUGGAGACUGCUUGUCCUGGAAUUGUUUCUUGUGCAGAUAUUGUUGCUGCUGCUGCCCGUGAUUCUGUUGUAGCAUUGGGUGGUCCAACAUGGAGUGUUGGGUUAGGCAGAAGAGAUUCAACAACUGCUAGUAAAGAUACUGCCACUAGUGAUAUUCCAUCUCCUCUAAUGGAUCUCAGUAACCUCAUAACUGCUUUUUCAAAUAAGGGAUUUACAGCCAAAGAAAUGGUAGUCCUUUCAGGUGCUCAUACAACAGGACAAGCCAGGUGUCAGUUAUUCAGAGGCCGAAUUUACAACGAAACAACCAUCGAUACAAAUUUCGCAACCUCAGUGCAAUCAAACUGUCCAAGCACAGGUGGUGACAGCAACCUAACCCCACUUGAUGUCACAACCAAUGUGCUAUUUGAUAAUGCUUAUUUCAAAAAUCUAGUCAACAAAAAAGGACUUUUACAUUCUGAUCAACAACUCUUCAGUGGUGGUUCUACUGACUCUCAAGUCACUGCCUAUAGCACAAGCUUUUCAUCUUUCUAUGCAGAUUUUGCUAAUGCAAUGGUGAAAAUGGGAAAUCUCAGCCCUUUAACAGGAAAUAACGGUCAGAUUCGUACGAACUGCCGUCAAGUUAACUGAAUCGUUUCGUUUAUAAUAUGAAGAAGAAAUCAUGGUUGUUCAGUCACAAACUUUCAUGUAAUAAUAUGAAGUUCUAGUUUCCUAUAGAAAAUAUGAAGAGCAAAACAUGCUUGUUCAGUUAGAGUGUUUUAUGCAAUAAGAAUAUCAUAAAAUGGUAUUUUCUUGUAACAUGUAUGUGUCUUAGUGUUGUAUUGUUCUUCUAUAGAACAAAAUAUCUUGUUCCAUACUAAAAUAGUGUGGGACAUUUUCAUGUUUUAUUAAUUUAAUGGUUAGUGUUAUUAACCAACUUCAUCAUUGCAUUAACAAUAAAAA